Doryrhamphus excisus (bluestripe pipefish) is the source of this 1469-nucleotide messenger RNA. It is a transcript of the gene acod1, whose product is annotated as aconitate decarboxylase 1. Gene Ontology annotation, molecular function: aconitate decarboxylase activity. NCBI's taxonomy places the organism in Eukaryota, Metazoa, Chordata, Actinopteri, Syngnathiformes, Syngnathidae. Gene Ontology annotation, cellular component: mitochondrion. Gene Ontology annotation, biological process: defense response. The record is from RefSeq and is a predicted model, not a curated record.
GAAAAUGAUGCUCCGUAAGAGUGUUACUGAGAGUUUUGGAGCCGCCAUCCACGGCCUGGGCGCCAGCCAGCUGACAGAUGGCGUGAUUAGACGGAGCAAGCGGAUGAUACUGGACAACCUGGGCGUCGGCCUGUUGGGAUCUAGGACUGACGUCUUCAAGAAGGCUCUCAAUUACAGCCAGUCGUUCCAGUCAGAGGAGAAGAGCAGCGUCUGGGGAAAAUCCGAUGUUACUUUGCCUCCGCACUUUGCUGCUUUUGUCAACGGCGUGGCGGUUCACGCCAUGGACUUUGAUGACACAUGGUACCCGGCGACUCACCCUUCGGGGGCUGUGCUUCCCGCACUGCUAGCCUUGGCGGAGGUCAAGCCCAGACGGCCCUCUGGACUGGACUUGCUGGUGGCUUUCAAUGUUGGCAUUGAAGUGCAGGGCAGACUUAUGAGGUUCUCCAGGGAGGCCUUUGACAUUCCGAAAAGAUUCCACCCCCCCAGUGUGGUUGGCGUCAUGGGCAGCGCAGCGGCCUCGGCCAAGCUUUUGGGUUUAUCAUUACAACAGUGUACACACGCUCUGGCCAUUGCGGCCUGCUCGGCGGGGGCACCGCUCGCCAACGCUGCCACCCAGACCAAACCUCUGCACAUGGGCUACGCCGCCCAGAGGGGCUUGGAAGCGGCUCGCCUCGCCCAGAUGGGCUUGGAGGGCAACCCGGCUAUCCUGGAUGUGGCGCAUGGAUUUGGGGUGUACUACGAGGACUACAGUCCUUCAGCUAUGGUUCCCCCUGGUGUCAGUGGCUCAGGUUGGAUCCUGGAAGAACAGGAUGUGGCGUUUAAGCGCAUGCCUGCUCAUUUGGGAAUGCACUGGGUUGUCGAUGCAGUGGUGGCGGCCCGUGCUAACUUGGAAAGAACCACAGGUCAACACUUUGACGUGGGCCGGAUAAGGCGCAUCAUUCUGCGAGUUCCAUCUUCCAAGUACAUCAACUGUCCCUUUCCCAAUACGGAGCACCAGGCUAGGCAUUCCUUCCAGUUUAAUGCUUGCUCUGCCCUCCUGGAUGCCAGUGUGUCGGUCUCCUCCUUCAGCGAAGCUCAAAUGGAGCGACCACUUCUGAAGGAGCUCCUGGGCAAAUUAGAGGUGGAAAUUCCACGGGACAACCAAGCCAGCUUUGACAAGAUGUACAGUGAAGUUGUGAUCGAGACCCAUCAGGGGGAAACCUUCUCUGCCAGGUGUGAUACCUUUUACGGGCACUGGAGGAAACCACUGAGCCAGGAGGACCUGGCGGAGAAGUUCAUGGCCAACGCUUCCACUGUGUUAAGCUCAGAGGGAGUAGAGGGAGUGAUGGAUACCAUAAGAAACAUGGAAAUGGAGAGACAAUGCACAUCCUUACAUUCAUACAUGCGAAUGACGAGUGAUGAACAUGACCAACAAUGUCGCUCAAGGGUGUUCCAAAGUGGAUAAGGCCAGUCAUGCAAACCCAUUUGAA